Pipistrellus nathusii (Nathusius's pipistrelle) is the source of this 1941-nucleotide messenger RNA. Lineage: Eukaryota; Metazoa; Chordata; Mammalia; Chiroptera; Vespertilionidae. The record is from the annotation of a GenBank genome assembly.
AUGCAGUUUGUGUCCACACGGCCGCAGCCGCAGCAGCUGGGCAUCCAGGGCCUGGGGCUGGACGGCGGGAGCUGGAGCUGGGCGCAGGCCCUGCCCGCGGAGGAGGUCUGCCACCAGGACCCGGCGCUGCGCGGGGAAAUGGCCGAGGGGAUGCCGCCCAUGCAGGCUCAAGAAUGGGACAUGGAUGCCCGGCGGCCUAUGCCUUUCCAGUUCCCGCCCUUCCCAGACAGAGCGCCCGUCUUCCCUGACCGCGUGAUGAGAGAGCCCCAGCUGCCCACGGCCGAGAUCUCCCUCUGGACCGUGGUGGCCGCCAUUCAAGCCGUGGAGAGGAAGGUGGAUGCCCAGGCCAGCCAGCUGCUCAAUCUGGAGGGACGGACGGGGACGGCCGAGAAGAAGCUGGCCGACUGCGAGAAGACGGCCGUGGAGUUCGGGAACCACAUGGAGAGCAAGUGGGCCGUGCUGGGGACCCUGCUGCAGGAGUACGGGCUGCUGCAGAGGCGGCUGGAGAACAUGGAGAACCUGCUGAGGAACAGGAACUUCUGGGUCCUGCGGCUGCCCCCGGGCAGCAAGGGGGAGGUCCCCAAGGUUCCGGUGACUUUUGUCGACAUCGCUGUGUACUUCUCUGAGGACGAGUGGAAGAACUUGGACGGAUGGCAGAAGGAGCUUUACAACAACCUCGUGAAGGAGAACUACAAAACCCUCAUGUCCCUGGACGCAGAGGGCCCUGGGCCCAAGCCGGAGGCCCCCUCCCAGGCAGAGCCCCGGGAAGAGCCUUGCGUGUGGGAGCAGCGGAACCCGGAAGAGAGAGAAAUCCUGAUGGAUCCUGACACAGGACCGGAGCCCCUGGUGCCCGCACAAGACUCGUCUCAGGUGAAGCGUGAGGAAGCCCUGUGCGCCCGGGGUCCACGGGGCCUGGAGGAGAGAGCUAUCCCCACGGAGUCCAUCACCGAUUCGCCAGCCUCUGCCCAGGACCUCCUGUCCCGAAUCAAGCAGGAGGAGAACCCGUGCGUGUGGGAUCAGCAGGACUUGGCAGAGAGAGAUAUUCCAACGGACCCCAAUUCAGAGUCUCUGAUCUCAGCACAUGACAUUUUGUCAUGGAUCAAGCAGGAGGAGCAGCCGUACCCGUGGGGCCCUCGAGACUCGAUGGAAGGAGAGCUGGGAUUGGACUCUGGCCCCAGUGACAACCUGCUGCUGGUGAAGAACCCGGCCCCAGCCCAGCCGCCCCAGCCCGCUCCGCCGAGCCUGCCCCCGCCUCCGGUGGCCGAGAACGCGGGCGGCGCCCUGGGCCGCAGCGCCGCGGGGCUGCUGGACGACGGCUUCCCCGCGCUGGCCGGGGAGCGGGGCGCGGCGGGCGGGGCGCAGGCGGGCGGCGGCGGGGGCGCGGGCGGGGGGCCCGGGGGCGGCGGGGGCUGUGGCAGCUGCUGCCCGGGUGGCGGGCUCCGGCGGGGGCUCCUGCAGGGCGCGCGCAACAAGCCCUACUCGUGCCCCGAGUGCGGCAAGAGCUUCGGGGUGCGCAAGAGCCUCAUCAUCCACCACCGCAGCCACACCAAGGAGCGGCCCUACGGGUGCGCCGAGUGCGAGAAGAGCUUCAACUGCCACUCGGGCCUCAUCCGCCACCAGAUGACGCACCGCGGCGAGCGGCCCUACAAGUGCUCCGAGUGCGACAAGACCUACAGCCGCAAGGAGCACCUGCAGAACCACCAGCGGCUGCACACGGGCGAGCGGCCCUUCCAGUGCGCGCUGUGCGGCAAGAGCUUCAUCCGCAAGCAGAACCUGCUCAAGCACCAGCGCAUCCACACGGGCGAGCGGCCCUACACGUGCGGCGAGUGCGGCAAGAGCUUCCGCUACAAGGAGUCGCUCAAGGACCACCUGCGGGUGCACAGCGGUGGCCCCGGCCUGGGCGCCCCGCGGCCCCUGCAGGCGCCGCCCGACCGGGACUAG